CUGUACCUUGGGGUGAGAUUCUAGAAUGCCGGCGGUGUCACUCAAAUUCCUAGAACUGAGCCUCUACUUUAGUCAAUCCUCUUUGAUUUAAACGCUGGAUGUACAUUUUCGUUGUUUCUCGUUAUCAACCAAAAUAAACACAAGCACAAUGAAACGAUCACUUUUUAUCACGCCUAUCUAAAUUUCAUUCCCCAUUCAUGCAUUAAACAUGAAUUUAAAAAAAAUAUGGAAGAAAUAUACAUCCGCAAUUUCUUGAUGUAUCUCGAGAUAAGAGUUCACUCGGUUCCUCAUCAUCAUCAAAGAGAAAAAAAAAAUAUUCCAAGCACCUCUCUUCAAUUAUCCCUCCACCGGCUUCAACUUCAACCGUUCAUUCGUUAUUUCGUUUUAUCCUUUUUUUUUCUUCCCCCGUACAAAACUUGGAAAAGCGGAAAUGUAAUGGGUUUGCGUCACAAUCAAAGGCACCGCCGGUGAGUUUAUUUAUUAAUAGGAGAAGACCGAAAGAUGUUGGGGAGUGGCAUGCAGAAGGAGAGAGAAAAUAAGGACAGGAGAAUUUUUGUGGGAGGAAUAGCAGAGGGAAGUGACUCUGAAGAGUUAUUAUCGGGGGGCGUUGGUACGCCCUGCAACAGCUCACCACUGCCAGCAGCCGCUGCACCUCUUCUCGUAACACCGGAAACACCACCAGUAACAGCUAACACUCCAGUAUUGACACCACAAGUUCAAGUUAAUCAUGAUGAGCAACAGCAGACGCUGCCCAACACCACGAGGCAGCUCAGUUUUGAGGAGUUUGAGUGUGACGUAUCCGUGGCAGAGGGUAAUCGUCGUCGUCAGGAAUUCUCCUUUACCCUGUACGACUUCGAUGGUCACGGGAAGAUAACAAAAGAUGACAUUGCUGGACUUGUUACGACUAUUUACGACACCCUAGGUGCAUCGAUUCAGGUACCACCUUGUGGCAGUAAAACCAUCAAGGUCAAGCUAACAGUAUCACCGGACAAAGGUACUGGCCAGGGUGUCACUAACAAUUCAACAAAUGCAAAAUCACCCAAUCUACCCUCUAGUACACCAUGCUGCCAUGUCAAGACUGUCAGUGCGUGCAGUCACGCAACGCACGCAAAUCGCAGACUUCCGAGAAGGAGGCGAGUGCCUCGUAAUCGGGCUGAGCCUGAACGUGUGAUGGAGUCACACAGUGAGGAGGACGCUGAUAAUGUACCACCUCCCCUCAACACAACGAAGCAGGAGGAAUUGAGAAAACGAGUUGGACCAGUACCUCAUUUUCCAUCGCCUUACUCAAACAGUUCCGAGGGUGAUGUAAGCGACGACAGUGAUGCAUCACCAACAAUUACACCUUUAACGCCGUUAGUUAAUAAUCAUCGUAAACGCUCAGGGUCAAUGCAGAGACAACAGUUACUUGAGAUUAUACAGGCCAAUAUGGAGAAGAAUAAUCUCAGUUUCCACGCAUCCAGGAAACGACAUCAAACAGAUCAUCUCCGAGUGCCCCUGGACCGCUCCUACACGGACCCAUCGUCCCCCUACAACCAGAGAAAUCGUCCACCUUCAGCCCAACGUACACCAACGGCCUAUCAUAAACCAGUGCGAGAGUAUUCCCAUCACUCCACAUCUCUUCCAAAGCUCACCACCAAAUCUCGUGGGAAUCUUCGAAAAACGAGAAACCAGCAGAACACGACACCCCAGAGGAAUGUGGCUCCCACACCAGGGAAAUCCCUGAGGAAUAAUCUACAAUCGAGUCCAGUGGUGAACCUCAACAUCCUGAAUACCCAGGAGACCCAGAACAAUCAGGCAAAUGUCAUGAAUAAUCAGAAGAACGAUGGGGAGUUUUUGAUACAGGGGAAGAGCAGUAAAAAACACCAACUGAAACAUGCCACCCGGGAGCAGGAUCAGGCUAGGGCCAUGGCACAGGUCGUGCGUUGGCUAGAGAGGGAAUUCUCACAGACUGCUGCUGCCAGCACUGCUGGUGGCAAAAGACAUGUUCACGAGCACAUUCAUCAUCAUUAUCACCAUUAUCAUGCUGAGGCACUCGUUUAAUUAUUCAUUUAACGAGAUGGUGAAGAAGAGUUGAUAGAGAAGUGGAUUAGGUGAGGAAUUUUGUCAAAUAGAAAAAAAAAUUCUUGCGACAUUUUUACGAUAAUCCACACGUUAACGAGAUAAUCGAGACAAUUAUGAAGUUUCCACUUCUCUACUGAAUUAAUUACUGUUGAUUCGUCAACAGUGAUUCUUCUGUUCUUACGGAAUUGGGAGAUGACAGUUCAGAAUUUUUUUUUACGUAUUCUCUUCUCUAAUUUUUGAGUUUUUGUGGGAAAAAAAAUACUUUACUCUCUGUUUAGUCAUUUGCAGGACAAAUAAAAAAUUAAUUUUAGAGUUUUGUAAUAGGAAAAAAGUUUCACUCUCCCAAUUUCAUAUUAUUGAAUUUAUAGACUGACUGAGAGGGCCUACGAACCAGGAGUACAUGAUAAUUCUUCCCCAAAAGACUUCAUUAAUAAUUUUUUGAAUCAUAUAGGAUUAAAAUGACAAAAAUCAAUAAAUAAAAAAUAUUCGUAAGGUCUUCCUUGCCCUCAAUCGUCCCCCUCGCGACAAUAUUUUUGUACGUAGCCUCACGAUAAACAAAAAGAAACAAAACAGAGUAUUAAUAAAUCUAUUUAGUAAUAAAUCCUCCACUAAUUACCCUAAGUAAGUUAAUUAAACACAUAAUUAUUAAGAGCCCGGGAAAGUGGAUGAUAAUACCGAUGAUGAAAAAUAGGGGAUAUUUAAAUAAAGAAAACCUCCCAAUUCUACUUUUCCAUUUAACAAAACAGCAGAAGAAAACUGUUAAAACCCCCAGCUUGUUGAAAAGUAAAAUAAAUGGGAGAUGUAAUUUUGUAUUGGAAAAAAACUUUGUAACCGAUGUAGAUAUUUUUUAUCAUGUAACUCGACCUUUUUUUUCUAUUGAUAUUUAUUAAAACACUUUUUUUAUACUGUAUACUAUUGCGUUGUCAAUCAAUCAAUCCUUACAAUCAAUUAAUUACCUCUUUGAUAAAUCAAUCCCUCAAUCUUCUCAUUUUUCCCCUCAAUUUUUUCCCAAUCUGCUGAAUAAUUUCUCUCAUCAAUUAUCUCCUAAGUUUAUACAAUUAGUUCCACGUGACUGUGUGUCUGGGGGACCAAUACAAUGUGCAAAUAUAAUCGAUAUUUUUUUAAUCAGUAUCCAACCCAUUUUUUUGUAAUUACCUUUACUUAAUUCACUAUUAUAAUUAUAUUUUGUAUUUUUUUUUAUUAUAUUAUCAGACGCAACUCCAGAUCCAUGUGCCAACUGUAUCAACAAAGCACAUGCUCAUUUUUUGGGCUUUUUAAAUUAUUUUUCAUUAAUUACUGGGAUCUUUAUCCAAAUUCUCAUUGAUUUUUUAAUUUUUUUUCGGGGCUUUAUUCAACUAUAUUGCAUGUGCUUUUAAUACAAAUCCCUUAUAAGCAUUCAUUUCAGUUAAAAAAGAAGUUCAAGUGUUAUGUAAGCUAUUAUACACGCUUAUUAUUAAUUAAGUUUUGUUCAUUAAUGAAAAUAUGGUGAUGACGAAAUUGCGGCAGUCGAGUUAGAGGUUUUGGAUGAUAAUCACGGAAUCAGGGGAGGAAUGGGCAAGAGGGCCAUUUUCGUUGAAUAAUUGAGAAAAUCCCUGAUCUCAUACACUAGCUUUGAACUCACUUUUGAUACUCGACUGCAUGUUAAAUAAUAAUCGAUUACAAUCGAAUUGCUCUUUAAUUCAAGCGAAAUUCUUGGUUCCAAUACAAUAAUCAAAUACAAAGCAUCGGGCUAAA
Molecule: messenger RNA, 3795 nt
Organism: Fopius arisanus
Lineage: Eukaryota; Metazoa; Arthropoda; Insecta; Hymenoptera; Braconidae
Gene: nkd
Product: naked cuticle
Exons: 5
Coding region: 502-2040 (512 amino acids)
Biological process (GO): negative regulation of Wnt signaling pathway
Cellular component (GO): cytoplasm
Molecular function (GO): calcium ion binding
Source: RefSeq, a predicted model, not a curated record